Molecule: messenger RNA, 1988 nt
Organism: Ricinus communis (castor bean)
Lineage: Eukaryota; Viridiplantae; Streptophyta; Magnoliopsida; Malpighiales; Euphorbiaceae
Product: protein DETOXIFICATION 40
Exons: 7
Coding region: 99-1592 (497 amino acids)
Biological process (GO): xenobiotic detoxification by transmembrane export across the plasma membrane
Cellular component (GO): membrane
Molecular function (GO): xenobiotic transmembrane transporter activity; antiporter activity
Source: RefSeq, a predicted model, not a curated record
UUCAGCUUGAACACAAAAAUAGAAACGCAGAUGCACUUCCUAUAAAAACCGAGUUUGCAACAGUCUGAUAAAAGGAACAGGAAGAAGCAAUACUAGCUAUGAGCUCUCAACCCUUGCUAGAAAGCUUCAAAUCUGGCCAUGAGGAUGUGGACUCUGAGCUAGAAGAAAUACUAUCAGAUACCCAAUCAUCGCCCUUUAAGCGGCUAAAAUCAGCAUCCUGCGUUGAACUUAGACUGCUAUUCAAACUUGCAGCUCCAGCAGUAGUAGUUUACUUGCUCAACAAUGUUGUUUCAAUGUCAACUCAAAUCUUUUGUGGUCAUCUUGGAAAUCUUGAGCUUGCUGCUGUUUCUCUUGGCAACACUGGUAUCCAAAUUUUUGCUUAUGGCCUAUUGCUUGGAAUGGGAAGUGCAGUCGAAACCCUUUGUGGCCAAGCAUAUGGAGCUCACAAAUACGAAAUGUUAGGCACAUAUCUUCAAAGAUCAACAGUUCUUCUCAUGGCAACAGGGAUCCCUCUAACAUUGAUCUAUGCCUUCUCCAAACCCAUCUUGAUCUUGCUAGGUGAACCAAUCGACAUAGCAUCCGCAGCUGCACUUUUUGUCUACGGGCUCAUCCCUCAAAUUUUUGCUUAUGCUGCUAACUUCCCUAUUCAAAAAUUUCUGCAAGCACAGAGCAUAAUCAGCCCUAGUGCAUACAUUUCACUAGCUGCACUUGCGGUGCACGUCUUGUUCACCUGGCUAGCGGUGUUCAAGUGGAACUGGGGCUUGUUUGGUGCAGCCCUGAUACUGAGUUUAUCUUGGUGGUUGAUUGUGUUGGCCCAGUUUGUGUACAUUGUAACAAGCAAGAGGUGUAGGAAAACAUGGGCAGGUUUUAGCCUGCAGGCAUUUUUUGGCCUUUGGGGUUUCUUUAAAUUGUCUGCUGCAUCAGCAGUAAUGUUGUGCUUGGAGGCUUGGUACUUUCAAAUUCUGGUUUUGAUUGCUGGGUUGCUGGAAAAUCCAGAGAUUCAAUUGGAUUCUCUCUCAGUUUGCAUGACAAUAUCAGGAUGGGUCUUCAUGAUUUCAGUUGGAUUCAAUGCUGCUGCGAGUGUAAGAGUAAGCAAUGAGCUAGGAGCAGGACAUCCAAAAUCAGCAGCAUUUUCUGUUAUAGUGGUGACCCUAUGCUCUUUCAUUAUAGCUGUAAUAGCAGCCAUUGUUGUGAUGGGAUUGCGCGACGUCCUCAGCUAUGCUUUCACUGAUGGUGAAGUUGUUUCUAAAGCAGUCUCCGAACUCAGCCCUUUCCUGGCUGUUACUCUAAUUCUUAAUGGAGUUCAGCCUGUCUUGUCUGGGGUGGCUGUGGGAUGUGGAUGGCAAGCAUUUGUGGCAUAUGUAAAUGUUGGAUGUUAUUACCUGAUUGGUGUUCCAUUAGGGGUGCUUCUUGGCUUUAAGUUCGACCUAGGUGCCAAGGGAAUAUGGUCAGGAAUGAUCGGGGGCACGUUUCUGCAGACUCUGAUUUUAAUAUGGGUAACUUACCGAACCGACUGGAACAAAGAGGUGGAGAAAGCAAGACAACGGUUGAAUUCAUGGGAAGACAAAAAGGAACCACUUUUGGAGAAUUAGGUUUUGUUGGGUUGGAUAAGAGAAGGUCCAAAGGGAUUUGCAUAGAAUACAUUGGACCAUUUUUUUCCUUUCAUUGCUCUUAUAAUUUUGGGCCAGCAAUAGGAAUACAGAUUUAAGGCAUCCAUCUAAUCAGAAAACUUUCAGAAAAGGAAAAAAAUAAAAAAUAAAAAUAAAAAUAAAUAGAAGCAAGCAUCUGUUAUUCAACUGUGGUUCAAACAAGUAAUACAGGAAAGACUUAUGUCCUUUGUACACUCUACUGCAAGAAUUUGGCAGUGCAUAUGAAAGCCAAACACAAGUUCCAAUAUAGAGAUUAUCGAAGGGAAGAAAUGAAUGGCUAUCGUCUUCUUGGCCAUUUCUGGUUAAAUAUUCAUUCAAUGCCAAACAUUUCAAUCGCUA